This is a messenger RNA of Glarea lozoyensis ATCC 20868, 1086 nucleotides long. RefSeq lists its product as uncharacterized. Lineage: Eukaryota; Fungi; Ascomycota; Leotiomycetes; Helotiales; Helotiaceae. The transcript has a single exon. The record is from RefSeq and is a predicted model, not a curated record. The coding region runs from base 1 to 1086 and encodes 361 amino acids.
AUGUGUCCCCCAGGCGUCGACCAAACUACAAGAACGUCGCCAAAGUGGAAGCUUCUUAGUCCAGAGACACAACAAGUCCUUCCACAGCAUGCCACUUCCGACGAAGCAUAUGAAACCGAUGUUUGGUUCCAUGAGGAUAUUGUGAAAGCUUCAUUCGGUCUUAAGCCUGCGCUUUUUGAUGCAUGGACUUUGCUGGCACGUCCGGUCAAGCCAACUUCCAAUGACAAGAAGAAGAGACAGCAUAGAUUCCACGAGCACUCAAGCGGAUUCGACACACUCUCCAACGAGAUUGUUGAUCUCAUAUUCUCCCACAUCUUACCACACAAGACCGAUGCUAUUUCACUAGCUCUAGCUCUCGACUCGCAACGAAUCUGGCAAAUAAUCUUCCGUCACACCAACCGUACGACCUUGGAACUCUUGGCACCGAUGGCUGGAAAAACACUGACCAUCCAAUGUUCCUGGUCAACCGCACUCCCAACACCAAUCCAAGAACAGACAGAGCUUUUGAAAAUAGUAGCGCCUUCUGGAGGGUACGGACGAAUGUGUGAAGCACGUCGCUUCUUCUGGAACCACACUACCUUCCCGAACCCGCAGACCGCUGAUAUGGAAUCCGCGGAAUGGGUAGAAGCAGUAGGAAAGCACCUUGAUCCUGAGACAGGACUAAGUAAAUACCUUCUCAGGGAGCUUCACCAUUCAAAGUUCUUCCCUAAAGGUCAAUGGAUGCUUCGGAAUCUCACGACUCAGGAAUACGUGUGUUCAGAAGCGCCGCUUUCAAGGAGCGCGAAGAAGCCACUUGCUGAUUUCAAUACUAUCUUAAUGCACAGAACUACAUGGGCGACUCACAACGAGGAUUCUUUCAUGACUAAGCUGGGCUUGGGGGUUGGGAAGUGGGCUGGUUGUAGAUUUGAUAUCGUGUCUCAGGAUGUUUUCGAGGCUGAGAAGAGCACGGAGUGGAGGGAUACGACUAGGGAGGUUAAUGAUGAGGUGUGGGCUGCAAGGGAAGUGUUUAAAGGGUAUCAGAAAACGAAGAAUGGGAAGUAUUUUAGGGGAAAUGAUGGGGUUUCUGAUUCAAUAUUGCGUUUUUGA